Molecule: messenger RNA, 1904 nt
Organism: Chelonus insularis
Lineage: Eukaryota; Metazoa; Arthropoda; Insecta; Hymenoptera; Braconidae
Gene: alka
Product: alkaliphile
Exons: 9
Coding region: 306-1628 (440 amino acids)
Biological process (GO): chloride transmembrane transport; regulation of membrane potential; nervous system process
Cellular component (GO): synapse; neuron projection; plasma membrane
Molecular function (GO): transmembrane signaling receptor activity; transmitter-gated monoatomic ion channel activity involved in regulation of postsynaptic membrane potential; chloride channel activity
Source: RefSeq, a predicted model, not a curated record
UGUCUUGUUAAGAGUCACUCAUGAUAAUAACGUUUGCGUUGCAAAUAAAAGUAUGACAGAAGUUAAACAUAUUUUUUACAUUUCAUGAUGAUAGAUGAAAACCUGUGGAAUUUAAAAAUGUUUUUGCAUAGCGUUUUAAGAAAGAAAAAUAACCAAUUAAAUUUUAAUUAUUACCUGAGCGAUCUCAAUUGAAUUAAAUUGUAUUUGAUUACUAGAUUAUUAAUUAAUUAAUAUAGAAGACAUUUGUUUCGUUGUUGAUGCUGAACCUUCAAUAUCAUCACAUUGAUAUAUGAACGAAUGUUACGAUGAGGUGGAUCAUUUUUGGAGUUGUUAUUUCUUUCUUUUCUUUUUUUCAUCGAGUUCAAUCCAGUCUUUACAGUACAAAAGGUAAAAAAAAUCUUACAAUCGGGCCAGACGUUGUUUUGCCUGAGACUUAUGUUAAAGAAAUAAGACCAUCUUUACCAGAAGGAGGUCCAGUAAUUGUAGACUUUAAUAUAUUUAUCGUUGAUAUCAAUUCCAUCAAUGUAGAAGAUAUGGAUUUUCGUGUGGAUAUGUUCAUCAGACAAAGUUGGAAGGAAACUAGGUUGGAUUUGCCGGAUGAUAUUUUUGAAGAAGGUGAUGACUAUGUGACCCUACCACCAGAAUUCUUUGAUAAUCUUUGGCAACCUGAUCCAUAUUUUUUAAACUCCAAAGUAUCAGAAAUCGCCACUUUAACACAUAAAUUCUCAUCAGUUACUCUUUUCAAGAAUAAAACCGUAAGAUAUUCAGCUAGAAUGCAUGCAAUUGUAGCUUGCCAGAUGGAGUUUCAGUUUUACCCAAUGGAUGUACAAGUGUGUCCUAUUUACAUUGAAAGCUUUUCAUAUAAUAUAAAAAAACUAAAACUUCGUUGGGGUGUUGGUGGAGUGACGGUGAAUCCUGAACUCCGACUAUUACAAUAUAAUUUUGCUACUCCUCAAUUACUCGAAGAAAUAAAUUGUUACAUGUUGGAAAAGAAUGGUAAUUUCUCAAGACUUGUAGCUUUCUUUAGAUUCGAACGUCAAAUAGGACACCAUUUAAUUCAAACAUUUGCACCGUCUACUUUAGUGGUGAUGUUAUCGUGGUUUAGUUUUUGGUUGGGAUUAGAUGCAAUUCCAGGUCGUGUAACUCUUCUUGUUACAAGUAUGUUAACACUUGUAACAAUGUUUACUGGGUUAAAGAGUGACAUUCCGCCUGUUGCUUAUGUUAAAGCACUAGACCUUUGGAUGGCAGGAUGUAUGGUAUUUGUGUUUGCCUCUCUUGGUGAAUUCGUAGUCGUGAAAGUUAUCGACGCAAGGCAUAAGCAAUUGAUGGAUUUACAGAUGAAUCAUUCCCGCUCUUAUUCGACGAGACUUGCAUCUUUAGAGAAAAGUAUGUCAGUGUGGGAUUAUGAAGCUGCUUUGACUGUACAACCAAAACGAAAACGAGCCGGAAGUAAACAUUUAUUACAAUCAAGUUGGUUAGAUCCUGAUGUUUUAAUAUAUUCAAAACAGAAAACCUUAUCCAAAAGAAUUGAUCACUAUAGUCGUCUGAUAUUUCCAACCCUUUUCCUCCUUUUUGUUAUCAUAUAUUGGCCGAUAGUAUUGUUAAAAAAGUCAGCUACAUUUUUGUAAAAAAUUCUUUUAUUUAAAAAAACAAAUACUUAUCUAGUAAUUACAAAUAUAAAUUAAAUUAAUCUAUAUCCAUUUCUUGAAUCGAUCCUUCUAAUUCUUCGACAGAAGUUUUCUUUGUUUUCAAUUCAGCAGAUUUAAGUAUCCAGUCUAGUGUAUAUUGAUUGAAAUCACAUCUAAGAUAUUUAAAUAAAAAAAUAUACUAUAAGAUAAUAUUCUUGAAAUACAACUUGAUAAAAAAAAAUAUAAAAUUUUACUCACAUCUUACUUAAGUCGUCA